Molecule: messenger RNA, 1302 nt
Organism: Poecilia reticulata (guppy)
Lineage: Eukaryota; Metazoa; Chordata; Actinopteri; Cyprinodontiformes; Poeciliidae
Source: RefSeq, a predicted model, not a curated record
AUGCAGAAAGACCGCGGCCAGUGUGACCUUGAGAAAACAGCCACUAAACUCUUUUAUUCUGCCGUUAAGGUGACGGUCCGCUCUAAAGAUGAACUCCACCAGCUGGAUGAGCUGAAGCCAAACCAGAGGCCUCAUCUGGGGCAUCGCUGGGAUCCCAGAGGAGACGCCUUCCCUCAGCCGGGAGAAGGCUACAGCCUGGCAGGAGAAGACGCGUCUCGGUCUGAGGAGGCAAUUCUCUUCCCUUCGCACUGGRAUCAUAACUUCCCCAGAUUUCUUGGGACCGAAGAGCAAACAGAGAUGCAAGAAAAUGUCGGGACGAAGAAUGAUGAGGUUUCUAAAGACAAUGAUGACAAAUCCAAACCUUUUAAGAGCCAAACUGCUGGACUCUCUGACGGUGUCGCUGAGAACUCUCAAGCCAUGUUGGAUCCUAGCGAGGAAACCUUCAUCGAGAGAGCAAGGGGCAGGGUCCGAUCAACCAAAGAGCCGAACCCAGAGCCUCGAGAGCCGGCAGGAAGGAGAGCAAACGAGACUCCAGAAGUGGAAAGGAUGUCGCAAAUCGCGGAAGAGAAAUUGGAGGCUGAGAGGAAAGAGCUUCUCCUCCUCCACAAGAGACUGGACGAAGAGAAGGAAUUACUGCAACAGCAGAAAAUGAAGCAGGAGGAGGAAGAACGGCUGAACGAGAGGGAGACGGACAGUCAGCAUCUCCAACAUCGAAAGCAUCAUCAUCUGCAUACAACAGAACCGAAACCAGAGACAACAUCAUCCACAACUACCAUGCAGAAAGCACUGGCCCCGACCGGCCCCAGGCUCCCGGUUCGCCCAAACCCUCAGAGGAGAAGAAUGAAGAAGAAUCGCAAAUUGAUCAGCAAGGCAGCAAUGAGAGCAAUGCUCAUGUAGGAGUUGGACUGAAAUACAACCAGGGACACGUGGAGAACACGUUGCAGGGUGGGAAUUGUCCAAAGACGAAGCCAGAUGACUCCUUUGGUUUAAGUAUUUAUUUGUCAGUAACCUGGUUGUCCUGUGAGAUCUCCUUGGUAACAUUACUAAUGACUGUCAGCUGAACCUGUAACGACUUCUGGAUGGACCACGACACAGACCGAGGGCAAAAAAAGGGAAUACGAACAAAGGACGGACCUGCUCAGGAGAAAGCUUCCCUCAUUUGACAGUUCAAAGUCCCAAAGACGGAUAAAGAUGCGACUGUGUGGGACCGAAGAGGCAUCGCUGUACAACUGCGGAAAAUAGUGCAAUUUCUGUGAAUCCUUGCUUAGAUAUCAUGAAAGAGAGAUGCUGCACUUCAAUGUC